Messenger RNA from Danaus chrysippus (African queen), 6981 nucleotides. Lineage: Eukaryota; Metazoa; Arthropoda; Insecta; Lepidoptera; Nymphalidae. The record is from the annotation of a GenBank genome assembly.
AUGGAUAGAUUGAACAAGAUAAGAGGCGAGGCGGGAAGCUCGCAAGAUUUAACAUUGGACACAUCUUCCCCACUCAGUGAAGCGUUCUUGUCGGCGAAUGAGAGCUCAUCCAAAUAUUUUUCUCUCUCCGAGGUAGAUUCGACGUUCGGUAUUUCUCCAGCCAAAGAUUCGACAUCCACCGAGGUAGAGCGCACUUUAACCGUUGAUGCCAAUUUGUUGUCACCUAUUCCGAAGAGAGAAUUGGACAGCUACAAGAUCGGGAAACAGAUAGAGGCGGCAAAUAUAUUAUCCGGUGGAGUUAAUAUUUUCGACGAUAAUGAUAAUUCUUAUGAUGGUGAUGAGCUUGUCAUAGACGAUAAUGUGAUUGAGGAAGAGAAAUCUCCUAGUGAGUUAAAGCUUGAUGAAAAUGCUGUUCUUGAUAAAGCUGAGGUCUUAGAGAGUAUAGAUGAUGAGGUUAUACCGAGUAAGGAUACUGAAGUGGUGCUACAGAUAGAUGGGAACAAUGUACAUGCUAUAGAUAUUGGGAAUGGAUUAUAUUUGUAUAGGAAAGCGGGCGAGGAAGAUCUGGCUGCUGUUCAGAUGAUCGACGAUGAUCAACAACAGCCUAGCUUUAAGUUUUUAAAAGUGCGUGAAAAUGCAGAAGGAAAUUUAGAAGUGUAUGAAGAAAUUGAAGUAGAAGUAACUAAAGAAGUGCCUAUAAAAGAAGGGGAGAUUCCUUGUGAGAAAUCUUCUCAUGUGCCUAUAAAGGAUAUAAGUAAAGUUAUAAAUGAACCAUCAAGUAGUAAAACUGUUGAUAAUGCAAUUAAAACACCAAAGAAAGAAUUAAGUUUUACUAAUGAUGUUGCCGUUGAAACUAACUUGGAUGCUUCGGAUCCUAAAGUAGAAGUGAACUUCAAUGGCAAAAUGAAGUUUAAUGAAUCUCGUAAAUCACCGGUAAUAGGCACCUACACACCUAUGACAUAUCACUCUACACCCAAUAAAGAGGGAAUACCAUUGACCAAAACUAUGGUAGAUCAGCAAUUACACCCAAGUCGACAUACAGACAAUGUUAAAAAAACAAUCGAAGUACACACAGAAAGUCCAAAACAGAAAUUGUUUGAAACAAAUCAAACAAAAACUAAAAAAUCCAUCAAUGAAAUCGUCUCCCCUGGUGAGGAUAUAAAAGAAUCUGAUUCAUUAAAUAAAAAAUUACAGAAUAAAAUUGAAGAUCCCACAAAUAUACAAUCAUCUCAAACUGAACAAUCAGAUUUGACUGAGAAAUUGACUGAAAAUGAUCUUCAAUUAUCAAAUAAUAUAAAUGAAAUAAGUGUCACUGAACCUAGUUUAGAUGAAAUUGAAAAAGAAAGUGUUCUUAAUUCUGAGGUUGCUAUCAUGAAACCUCAUAAUGAUAGUGCUAUAUUAUCCAAAGUUGUUCCUGAUAUUGAAUUGGUAUCGGAUAAUAUUAAAAUAAUGGAACAAUGCGAAACUGAAGAAAAUUCUAUGGAUGACAUGUUAGAAAGUGAUAAAGAUGAUAAGCAGAUAGGCAAUAUUGAUGAAGGCCUCCAAACACAGGUUAAUAAAGUCCCAGAGGAAACAGAAUCACCAAAGACGCCUUGUGAUGAUGAAGAUGAAAGUCGCUUAACAAUUGAUGAUACAAAAAUCAUCACUACAAGUGAACCAAUAGAAGAAGUUCAUGAAAACUUAACUAUUGAUGAAGAUUCAAACAAGGACAAUGUAGAAAUUUCAACCAAUAACAUUGUCCCUAUCGAAGUACUUGCACAAGAAAACAAUACAGAAGAAAUAGUUACAGCAUCUACUGAAGAGCUCAAUGAUGGAAAGAAAAUUGUAAUUGAUGAAUCUAAUAAUCAGAACAUUGAUAAUAAGGAUAUAAUCAAAGAAAGUAAUGAUACUAAUUUGGUUUUAAAUAAAGGAAAUGAAACUGUUGAAGACAUUGAUGUAAACCAAGGAUUGAUACUUACUAAAAAGUCUGAAGAAGUAAUCUCAGAUAAUGUUCACGACAUAAUAGAAAAAUCGGAAGAAAUUAUUAGUGAUGCUAAUAACAAAAAAGAUUUACACAGUAACAACACAGAAAAUGUUAAGAAACUACCUGAAAUUUCAGAAAAAUGUAAAGUUCAAGAGAAACAAGUUGACAAUGAUUCGGAAAAUAAUUCAAUAAUAGAACCGAAUUCUAUAAAUAAAUGUCAAAAUGAAGUCAUUGAAAAUACCAACAAAAAUAAAACUGAAGAAAUGAAAAUUGGUGCACAUAGUCAAGAAGAUAAUUGUAAGAAUGAUAUAUCUGUUCCGAAUACUGUAACUAGCAAAGAUAUUGAAGUUAAUUCUAUCGCGACGGAAAAAAGUAAAAUUGUUCCCGAGCCAAAAACUGUUUCAUUAGACAUAGCUAAAAGUGAAAAUCCAGUCAACAAUACAAUUAAUAAUGUUGGAAAUGAUCAGAAAGCAACGGAUAUUGAAAAAGUUCCCGGAGACAUUAAGCAAGGAUUGAAUGAUGCAAAUAAGAAACUGCUUGAAAAACAGGAUAGCUUGAAACCCUGUGUCGAACAAGUUGAAACAAAAUCUAAACCAGUAGUAGCGAAAGCAAUAAACAAUAAUAGUGCAGUCCCAUUUGGAAAAUGGACUGAGGCGAAUAGGCAAGAAUUUUUGAAUAAAAUCAAAGAAACAAAAAUCCCAACAAAUAAUUCAAACACAAAACAAUUAAAACAACCAAAUGAUUUGAAUAGAAGGGAUGUUUUAAAGAAAAUUGAUAGCCAGAGACAGUCUAAUAUUAUUUCACUCAACAAAGGUCUUGAUACAAGCUCGCAGCCGAAAUUAAAUACAAAAGUCGAUUCCGCUGUAUUUGUGAGUAAAAGUGUUAUGGUUCAACAGUCUUCAUCUGUUGAUACAACAGUAAAAGCUCCCAAUAUCCAGAAUUCUAAAGUGAAACCUCCAAUAAGCAUAAAACCCAAGCAAGAUGACACUAAGAACUCACUUCCUACAACCACUAAAAACGUGCAAAGAAAGGAAAUAAACAAUCAAGAUUUGAUAGAUAAAACUAUCGAAGAUAUUAUUAAUAGAUCAAUUACCGGUAAAGUAUCUGAAAAUACUCAUGAAAAGCCAACUGUCUUGGAAACACAGAAUACAAAAACAUGUCCGGUUUCCUUGGAUGAAAUCGAAAUGAAGAUGAAUGAUAUACAUGGUGUUACAGGAUCAGAAGCAACAAUAUAUCAACAAACCUAUUCUAAUAAGCCGCUUGUAAAAUCGGACACAGUUAAAGCUAAAAAAGGUGAAAAAGUGCCUCACCUGUUGCCCUUCAAAAAUAAGGUCCAUUCUAAAAAUGUGAAAGAUAAUGCACGAGAUGAUACGUCUGACGACGAAAUAAUAGAACACGAGCCAAUAACUGGAGAUCUUGAAAGUAAUAAAAAGAGUUUUACACUUUUGCCCGUAAAAAAUAAGUCACCGGAGUCUAAAAAGGAAACUAUAAUAACGGAGAAAGAUUUUGACAAAUUUGCAAGACGAAAUUCCAUAACCUACGAGAACUGUUUGACAGUAAGCUUCGACGGCAAGGAAUCACAUAAUGUCAUUCAAACAGUAGUUGAAAAAGAUCCACCGGUUAAAAAAUUAUCAAGAAACGAAUUAAUGCUGGCUGAAUCUAAAGCUAAAUCGACAAACAAACAUCUCAAUAUGCCGAUGCGGUCUAAUACCCAAAAUAGUAGAAUACCUACUUUAGUGAAGGCUGGUAACGAUGACGACGCCUACAAUAAAAAUAGCCACUCUAAAGUACAAAUAGCAUAUCAAACAGCAUUAACAGCUAAACGUAAUUUGGAAUGUCCCAUUACAAUUAUCGAAGAUAAGCCUGUUAAAGUGGUUUUCAUGGAUUCGAAUUCUGAAUUCACUCCGUCACAGCUGAACGUUCAAGGACAAGAAUUGUCACCACCCAAAGCAGAUUCAGAAAUAUCAAUUCACAGCACUUCAGAAUCUUUGGAUUCAGACGUGCUUGACUCCUGUAAAAAUCAAGAAGAAAUAAAAAUUAAGAGUAAACAUCAAAGAAAACAGGUGUUGACACCGGUAGAGGAACCUGAGAUUGAACUGAUUGAACCUGUAGAUUUAGGUAUUCGAGUUUCUCAAAAGAAAAAACGGAGAUGUGAAGAAAAACUCGAGAAGCAUUCUAAAAAUGUUGUGCCAAAGAAGUCUUAUUUACUCAAUCGUAACGUCAACGAUGAGAAGCUUUCAAAUAAAACACACGACUUUACGAAAAAAUGUGAUAAAGUCGAAAAGGAGACAGAAAAAAGAAGUGAUCAAUUCAUAGGACAUACAGAUACGAUUUCAGCAAUCGAUAAUUUGGUUAAAGCCGCGGAGCUGAUUGAGACUCAGUCGGAAAAUAAAACUAACGAUAUUGUACAAACUCCUGAGCAACCAACAAACACACCAGUAAAGAGAGGACGAGGUCGUCCAAGAAAAUACCCAUUGGUAGAAUCAGGAACUGACACGAAUAAAACACCAACUCCACAAAAGAAACCGAGAUUAAUCGAUGCUAAAGUUACUAAAAAGGAUAGUACGGACUCAGAUGACAGUAGCGAUGAUGUUAUUAUAAAGGAAAAUUGGACGAUGGGCAAAAUAAACGAGAAUAUCGUGUGUCCAAUUUGUAACAAGCUGUUUAGAUCAGAGAAUGUCGUGUUUAAACACGUGAAACACUGUCCUGGACCAUCACCUAAUAGAUCUGAUUCAGAUAAAAGAAGCCCAGUCAGGCUGAGACGUUCACAAGAUUCUGAUAGAGAUUCAAGUAUAUCAAACUUUAGCGACAGUGACGAGGAAAUCAAACCUCGCAGUCGCAGAGCAAGAUACACCUCCUCUAAAUUGAAUAAUGACAAUGAUGUUAUCGUCAUUGAAGAUACGCCGAUAAAAGAAAAACCGGAACACGAAGACAAAGAAAUAAAUCAAGUGUCUAAAAAGUCUAACAUUAAAAUGAAACCGCAGCUGUGUAGGACUCAUAAUCUUAUUUGUGAAUUUUGUGGGAAGACAUUCAGGCAACUGUCUUACUUAGUUAACCAUAAAAUGCAACAACACAAAAAAGACAACGGUAAAAGCUCAGAUACUGAGCCUGCCAAUAAAACCGUCUUCAGUUGCGAAGUUUGUAAAAAAGAUUUCAGGAAAUUGCAUCAUUUAGUGCAGCACAGACUGAUACAUAACAGUAACGCUAAUAAUGUUAGAAUAACAAGAAAAAGUUCAUCUGAACAGCAUGAGGUCAAACCUUUGAAACAUCGAGAUGACAAGAAGUCUAGUAAUGAUGCGAGCGCAGGUUUCAGAUGUGAACCAUGUGAUAAAUCCUUUAGGAAAUUGCAUCACCUCGUAGAACACAGAGAAACCCAUGACGGUAUAAACAAGAAAUCUUCGGCUACAUCAACAUCAAGUGGCUCUAAUGUUAAUGAAUCAGUUAAUCUCACUGCGACAUACAACUGUGACACUUGUAAAAAAGUAUUCAAAAAAUUGCAAGAUUUACUAGAACACAAAGAAUUGCAUUUCGAGACGAGUUCCGAAAAAUCUGAUGACAAAAGCGUCAAAAGUUCUCUUUCCACUAAAGAUAUUAUUCAUGAAUGUUCACUAUGUUAUAUGGUUUUCCCCAACGAACAUUCACUAAACAAACAUACUGUUAUAUGUUUGAGGAAGAAAAAACAAAGUGCAGCUAAAGCUGCAAAGCAAGCUUUGGAAAAAGGGACGGCGGAAGUGGACAAUAUUGUGAUUAGUGAAAACGAAGAAGAUGAAUCUCCCAAAAAUACACAGGAAAUUAAUGACACUCAAAUAUCUAAAACUGAGGUCGAAGAAACAGUUAAACCUGACGAAGAAAUUAAAAUAACAGACGCUGUUAAAGUGCUACCUGAAAAUAAAAUGGAAGGACAUAUUAUAAAAAGAAAACUUUCCUCACAUGAUGAUGUUCCGGAUGUACAGUCUAAAACAGAAAACAACAUAGUUGUUGUUAAACAAGAAGAAGCACUAAUCAAACCUGUUGAAGAUUCCGUAAAACCACCGAAAGUAAAGAAAAUAGAAAUUGAAGAGUGUAUCGUUAUUCCGGAUACACCUACCCCGAAAAAGAAGAUUUUGGUGAAAGAUAAAGAAAAGAUACUUCCUACGAUUAAAAAGAAUAAAACAGUCUCCUAUCCCACAUUACCAGUUGCCAAAGAAACGAAAGCUGCCGAAUCUAGUGACGAUGAAGAUAUACGAUACAUGCUCAAUCCGAACUUUAAAGCCGAGGAAACUGCCGAAGGGAAAGUAUUCAUGAAAGUUAGAGCCAAGAAAAGGAAUUCGUUACAAAUCGAGAGGCCGAAUUCGAAAGAUUUAGUUAAAAGGAGAAUAUCAUUGCAACAUCCACCUAAAAUACCACGACUGAAAGCGAAAGCUGUAGAAGCUAAACCUAUUGUCGAAUCCAAAAGUGAAAAAACUGUUAAAUUGUCUGUCAAAGAAACUAUAUCAUCUACGGAUUCUGACGACAGCGAUGUCAAAUAUUCUUUCCCCGAUCCAGACACAACAGAAGCUAACAAAGAUAAAAAGAAAAGGCAAUCUGUAACUACAAAGAGGAAGUCAGUUAGCGCUAUCGCCAAAAGAAAGUCGCUUGGCAAACAUAAAUUGGCUACUCCCAAAACAAGAAAACGCACAUCUGAAGUCGAGCAUCGAUGUGAUUGUGGUCAGUUGUUCAGUAGCGCGGCCUUACUAUCGCGACACACGACCCUCGCACACACGCCGCCUCGAAUACGUAGAAGACGAUCACCGCCUCCCGAAAAUACCAAAAAGACCCCAAAAACCAAACCCAAACAGGCGAAAAGGAAGAGUGACGUCACCAACCCCAAUACAAAAAGUGUCGGCACAAGGAAAUCUAGUGUUAAUAAUAGUGAUGCAAAAGUUACUAGUGACGCUACCAAGAAAUACGAGUUCAGUGGAAAAUCGCUUAGAAGCUCAGCUAUCAGAGUGCCUGUAUAUGAUAAGAUGAAAAAAGUUAUCGAUAAAACGAAAAAGUAA